UGUUCCCAAGAGUGGAAAAUUCCAAUUCGCAGUACCGCUGUGGAUUUGGCGGUCGCUACAGCUGCACACGACAGAAGAAGAAGUGGAACGUGGCCUGCUGCAAGCGUCAGCGGGAAAGGUUCCAGAAUCCAGCUGCGUCGAGGCCACAGCACCGACGGAAAGGGCCUGCUGCAAGCGCCAGUAGGAAGGUUCCGAAAAGUGAGGCUGCGACGAGGCAUCCCGAGACGAAGAGUGUUGCGCUUAAGCAAGUGCGAUACCCCGACCAGAGGUGUUUUGAGAAGAAAAGUGUUGCGCUUAAGGGUAAGUGCGAAAUCCCGAUCAGACGUGUUUCUUGCUGCACGCGCAGAAGAGACCCGAGGAAGAAGUGUUCAGUAAGCUCAGCUGAAGUCCGCUGCGUCUGUCGUGUCGCCAAGAGCGCGAUCACGGCGAAGCAUCAACAUCCUGAGAAGAUGAACCCCGCCGGACAACCGAAGUCCGCGAAGAGCUUGGCCAACAAGCGACGCCAGCUCAAGUUGAAGAUCCUGCUACUCCAAGACCGACUUUCCACCCUCGAAGAAGACCAGCAAUUACCAUCCAUGCCGGAGUUCCGGGUGUUCGCGAAGAACAUCGAGCGAUUCUACGGUGAGUUCGAUCGAGUGCUGCGAGAAAUUGAGGAGUGCGACAGUUUCGCCGAUGAGCGAGACGCUCACGACUUGGAGUGUGCGGCGAUUGAGGGGCUACUCCAAGGAGUCAACAACAAGAUUGUAGCCCUCAGUCACACAUUGCUGUCCCAGCCCAUCCAAGUCACUGAACAGCAACAAUUCCAGCCACUAGCAGUCUCGCAGCAGGUCGCCAUCCCAACUCCGCAUGGUGGAGGCGAGUGUACCGGUGACGGCGAUAUUCCAGAGAAAGCCGACCCAGCUGUAGCAGGCCUCAAGGUAUGUGCCCCAUUUCAACCCAUCUCGAGCCCAUCCAUCGCAAUCACAGAGCGUGGCGACCCGUUGUGCACGCGGUGCAACGGUUGCCACUUGAGUACCGACUGCUUUAUACCCACUGAAGUACCGCUCGGUCAGAGUCACGAGACGAACUCCAACCUGGAAGCCAACCAAAGCAUGCCAGAAAGAUCCCCCCAAACAGAGAAACCCUCUGCAGAGCAUCAAGAGAUGAAAUCACCCGCCGAACCUGAAGUGGUUCUACACGAAGCCUCGACAAGAGUUCGAGGUGACGUCGACAUGUCCGGCGAUUCGGGCGUAACUCCUACGCUGCGGUCAGAAGAGCGGAUCCACGGUGACCUCGACGUUGGCUGGUGUCAGCCAGUGGAACUUGGUUCACUGCUACCAGCCGACGCAGAACGAGAAGACGCCGAGUCCGAUGACCCGCAAGGUGUUCCAAGCCCGGAGACAGCUAGACUGUUCGACGAAGAACCCGAUAUCACCACGAACCAGGCAGAGAAUGACGAGGAAGCUCGGUCACUGAAGCCAGCCGUAGCCGACGACCUGUACUUCGAGGAACGACCGCUUCCAAGCAGUACACAGUCAAUUUGCACUGUACCAGCCGUCCAAGAGGAUGCAGCGAAGAAGCCAAGCCACGAGAGAGAGACGUACAGCUGCCAGCUGUUCAACGCCAACGUCACACGAUCAACCGACCGUGAUCGUGCAGCCAGAAAGCUCACAGAGCAGCUGCUGCAACCCGCAAACUACACCAGCAACGAGAAGCAGUUACGCCUUGUUUGGGACCCUGGUGUGUAGCCGAGCUCUGCAUCCCGCUCCACCAAUCAACCGAUUCAAGAACAUCACCAGAGGGCAGCUAGUAGCAGACGAACUUGCUCAUCUGAGCGAAUCCAAGUACCUGAUCCAACCGAACUCCAGCGAGACGAGAAGUGUAAGAACCGAUUCACUUCCGGUGCGAUUGACUUUAGAAGUCACGGGACUUCAACCCGGGGGGAGAAUGUUCGGCCCAAACCGAAAUGUUGCCCCAAAGUUGUGCAACUUUGCCCAGUGUGCGCCACCCCACCCCUGCAGCGUUGACAGAAACGGUGCUGCCAACUUUGACAGCCGAAAACAACGGCGCGACGACGAGUUCGCGCGAAAACGACCGAACGUACGAGGAGAAGACAGCAGCGAAACGGCGUGCAAAGGCAAGUCGCAAAGAGGAAAGCGAAGCGUGAAGAUCGAUGUUGUAAAUAGUGAUCGGAAAUAGAGAAAGUUUUGAAGAGAAAGGUUAACUUUGACGUGUUUGACUUGUCCGAAAAGUGGUCUAAGAAUCUCCGGUGAGUGUUACAGUCCGCUCAAUCGAAACCGUCCACCUCGCCCAAAUAAC
Messenger RNA from Culex pipiens pallens (northern house mosquito), 2298 nucleotides. RefSeq lists its product as uncharacterized. Bases 450 to 1727 code for a protein of 425 amino acids. The transcript has a single exon. NCBI's taxonomy places the organism in Eukaryota, Metazoa, Arthropoda, Insecta, Diptera, Culicidae. The record is from RefSeq and is a predicted model, not a curated record.